GCUAACCAGCUGUUUUAAGUAACGGGCGUUGCCAUACUAGUAUAUUGCGGUGACAUCUAGCGGUUGAAGCGAGCAGCUUGCACUAUGAAUUACAACAACAUAUCAGACAUGCCGCGCUCAGCAAAAACGCAUUCUGGCCAUCUCCUAAAUUCCCUGUGUAAUGGGUACUCUGCCGCAGCCACAGCGAAUAAACGUCAGCAACAGCUGUUCGCAGAGGCCAAAACAAAAAGAAUCACUCAUCAAUUGGAAGCAAACAAAUCGUCGGAGGCGAUAGGCAUAAUGGGUAACAAACAAGUGCGCCAGCAUCUGGAAACGGCGCAAAAAACUGGUAUUCUAAAGAUUUCUCUGCAACGUUUGCAGGAGUUCCCACCGCAACUAAAAAACUAUCCAAAUGUGCUCAAGACGCUAGAUCUUUCCGAGAAUCGAUUCGAGCGCAUACCUGACGAACUGGGUCACUUUACGCUGGUGAAACACUUGAACUUGAGCGGGAAUAAGCUCGUAGAGCUGCCAGACGUGAUAGGCGAGCUAACUAAACUUGAAGUGUUGCUACUGAUGAACAACUAUAUUGUUAGAUUACCAAAAACUCUAUCAAAUUGCAAUAAUUUGAAAACUGUCAAUCUGUCCAAUAAUCAAAUCAAGGAGUUCCCCACCAUGCUGUGUGGACUUAAACACUUGGACGUUUUAGACUUGUCACGCAAUAAAAUAACCGCCGUACCUUCGGAAGUGGGCUCACUUUACACGACUGAACUCAAUCUUAAUCAAAAUCAAAUUUCAAUACUUUCUGAAGAAAUUGCAGCGUGUCCAAAACUUAAAGUUUUGCGGCUGGAAGAGAACUGCUUGCAAGCUAGCGCAUUUACACCACGUAUACUAAAAGAAUCAAAAAUAUGUAAUUUAUCUGUCGAUGGGAACCUAUUUAAUAAUAAACAAUUUACCGAUUUGGAAGGAUACGAGGUUUAUAUGGAACGUUAUACAGCGGUUAAAAAGAAGAUGUUUUAAGUAAUGGA
This is a messenger RNA of Rhagoletis zephyria (snowberry fruit fly), 1004 nucleotides long. RefSeq names its product leucine-rich repeat-containing protein 57-like. Gene Ontology annotation, molecular function: protein binding. The record is from RefSeq and is a predicted model, not a curated record. Lineage: Eukaryota; Metazoa; Arthropoda; Insecta; Diptera; Tephritidae. Gene Ontology annotation, cellular component: cytoplasm.